CAGUUUCCAUCUUGCAUGGUUCUACGGUUGAAAAUUCCUUCGCUCGUAAGCGUAGAAAAACGCAUUCUCACGAGGCUCGUCGAUAAAGCGAAUUAUAAUACGGAUUUUCUCGAUACCUUUGUCGGCCGGCCAGUUUAAUACUUGACCGUGGGUGGGCACGAUGAAUAAUACUUUCCCGUCGACAAGUCGGGACAUCCGUUCCGAUCGUGCCACGACUGUUCGUCAUUUAUCUCUGACCGCGAUGGAUGAGUCGCGUGAGAAGUUCGCGAAGCGUUUCUGUAUCUAUCCGUAAUCUCUCGAGUAAUGAGGUGGAUCCUCCUUUUGUACGAACCCGUCCUAGGGAAUCGUCGUUACUCUCCCGUGAAUCCUUCUGCUCACCUGGGAAGGAUGAGCCCGCUCAUUAAUUAUAGUCGCUCCGCGGCGAUGACUGGAAACAAAGUGUUUUCAGUGUCGGGGGUACAUCCACCUAAGCCUGUCCUAGGACGGGAACGAAUUGAAAUUCUCAUCGCGAUCAACGCGCCUACGCGCCACUUCAGCUACGAGAUGAAGGUGACCGACUUGCUACCAAUAAUAAUCGCUGACCUUUCUCGUUAACGUUUCAACGGCAGAUGCGUGCUCGAGUAAACGAUCCGCGAAAGAGCGAUAAGAGAUAGCAGAUGCGAGAAACGUCGUUGGUUCGCUUAAGAAAAUUGCUAAUUUUCUGUACGUCGUAUAAGACAACGUAAUAUCGGCGAUAAAGGCAACUUGUAUCUCUAACGAAGUUUACGUGGUUCGAUAGUUUUCAGGUGGGUAGUUUCACCUAUAAUGUUUCGACACGGUCGAAUUAUUCGGCGCUCGUUCAAAUUCGUCCGAAGAAAUUGUACGACAAGGAAUUAAAAAGUGUACGUAUACGGAUAAGAUGCUUGAUUGUACUAAAUUAAAGCAAGCUAUUAAUAUUAUCCGAAUCUAGUAUGGACAUGAGAUACAGAGUAACAGAGAACGUAGCAGAAAAUAAAAAUACAUUUUUGGAAGACUCUGUAACGGCACAGGAAUCAAAGGACGAUGCGAGUCGAGAGCGACUCAUGCUGUUGUUUUGCCUCAGGACAUUCACUCAGCCUUGACGCAGAAAUGUAAUGAUAAACAAACUCCGGCUAUAUGCAACCGUCGAAUGAAGACGAAUUUGAAUUUUCCGACUUUCCCUCGACCAGCAUAAAUAAACGGACGCGAUCGCGAACGACAGAGUAUCGAACAGCAUCGAACAGCAUCGUACAGUAUCGUACAACAUCGUAUAGUAUCGAACAACAUCGUAUAGUAUCGAACAGCAUCGUACAGUAUCGUACAGUAUCGUACAGCAUCGUACAGUAUCCAACAGCAUCGUACAGUAUCGUACAACAUCGUAUAGUAUCGAACAGCAUCGUACAGUAUCGAACAGCAUCGUACAGUAUCGAACAGCAUCGUACAGUAUCGAACAGCAUCGUACAGUAUCGUACAGUAUCGUACAGUAUCGUACAGUAUCGUACAGUAUCGUACAGUAUCGAACAGUAUCGUACAGUAUCGUACAACAUCGUACAGUAUCCAACAGCAUUGUACAGUAUCCAACAGCAUUGUACAGUAUCGAACAACAUCGUACAGUAUCGUACAACAUCGUACAGUAUCGUACAACAUCGUAUAGUAUCGAACAGCAUCGUACAGUAUCGUACAGUAUCGAACAGUAUCGUACAGUAUCGUACAGUAUCGUACAGCAUCGUACAGCAUCGUACAGCAUCGUACAGUAUCCAACAGCAUCGUACAGUAUCGAACAGCAUCGUACAGUAUCGAACAGCAUCGUACAGUAUCGUACAGUAUCGUAUAAGUAUCUCGAAGUACCUCACGAGUAUUUACCGAGUUACGCGACGAGCAUUAACGAAUGUUUAUUCCGCGAUUUUAUUCUGCGAUUUAUAUUUCGUACUAACGACUGGCGUAUACGUCUGUACGUUAAUUUAUUUAUUUGUUGGAAAUAUAAUUGACGGAUUGCGACAGCAAUCUCUCGCUCUCGUUGUUUCACGUUAUAUUUAUCCUCGACCAAUCCUCCACAACUCGAAUCUAUCAAGUUCAUGUUUCGACUGCAAUUAACGUAAGUUUUAUGAACGCAAAAACACGUUCUGUGUUUCAACCAUGUUGUG
Bombus huntii is the source of this 2141-nucleotide messenger RNA. RefSeq lists its product as uncharacterized. The record is from RefSeq and is a predicted model, not a curated record. The transcript has 2 exons. Bases 1135 to 2091 code for a protein of 318 amino acids. NCBI's taxonomy places the organism in Eukaryota, Metazoa, Arthropoda, Insecta, Hymenoptera, Apidae.